This is a messenger RNA of Penaeus monodon (black tiger shrimp), 378 nucleotides long. RefSeq names its product extensin-like. The annotation marks the transcript as partial. The transcript is spliced from 2 exons. The record is from RefSeq and is a predicted model, not a curated record. Lineage: Eukaryota; Metazoa; Arthropoda; Malacostraca; Decapoda; Penaeidae.
AACGCAGCUUAAAAAGUGAAAGAAACGGCUAAAUUAAGCUCAAAUUGCGUCUCUGGGCGUGGCCACGAGGGAUGGCCGUGAGAUCGUAUAUAAAAGCGACAGAAUUCUAGUCUCCAUGUGCAGAAAUCAUCAUGGACACCAAGGUAACAAUUGUAUAUCUAGUGAUGGUGAGCGUCACCUUGGGUUACGAGUACCCGGCCCCAGCGGUGCAGCUCUCCUACGACGACUAUAAGGCGCAAGAACCCUCUUAUUCUGUGCCCGACGAAACUUACGAGGCUCCACACCCAAGCUACUCUCCGUAUGCGCAAGUCUACAAGGCACCGGAGCCUGCUUACUCUGUUCCCGUCCCGGCCUAUGAGGGUCCAGAUCCUACUACUU